Messenger RNA from Radiomyces spectabilis, 1797 nucleotides. RefSeq lists its product as uncharacterized. The transcript is spliced from 11 exons. Gene Ontology annotation, biological process: tRNA methylation. The record is from RefSeq and is a predicted model, not a curated record. NCBI's taxonomy places the organism in Eukaryota, Fungi, Mucoromycota, Mucoromycetes, Mucorales, Radiomycetaceae. Bases 175 to 1650 code for a protein of 491 amino acids. Gene Ontology annotation, molecular function: tRNA (uridine) methyltransferase activity.
CAACCGAACCGUGUGAGUGCCAAUGGUCAUUGAUUGGCAUUAACGGAUGCGCCUUGCAUGAUGGGAUGGUUUCAAAGGUUCAGAUUCCGCAACCCAUGGGUUCUAUGCAGUGGCUUAUUGUGUGGAGCAUAAUGAUUCACUUGUUCGUCCAUCUCUGUUUCUGCUUAUUUUGCAAUGAGUAAGGAAACAAGGAGCCCUCAGCAACAAAAUGCGCCAAAUCAGGACAUUGACGCCCAACUACUGUUUGAGCAAUACAAUCCCGCUCUUCAUUUCGAUUCGCCUCCGUUAUCUGAGAAAAGUUCCAAUGGCGAAUCAUGGUAUUUAAUUGGAGAACAAACUGCGCCCACGGAUCAGACGGCGUUUUGGAACACGGUCAAACGAUGGACAGAAGAACCCCAGUUUGUUAUUCCACCGAUUGAAAAAGCCAAUAUUUUGGAGUCCACGGUGAACGAUCACGGACAAGAUCUGCAACACCCAUUUGAACGCGUUCAGCGAGAAUUGGUACCUAAACGCAAAUCCAAAGAUUCUCUUUUUGUCGAGACCGUGGAAUACUAUGAAUACGACAGUGAGAGCGGUUACUGUGGUCAAGUUGUCUACCGUCCGAGCGAGAAGGAUCAGCCAUUGCCAUUUUAUUAUCCAAAGGUUGCAGCGUACCGUUUUGUUUACAUCAAGGAUACACAAUUAUCGGCGUAUCACCAUGACACCAGCGAUGAGCGAGGUUUACUCCGAUUGGAAGUGGUGCCUCUGACCGGGUCACCCAUCGCUGUUACAAAUGCCAAAAUGCAAUAUGCAUUGAAAACGCUUUUGCACAAAUUGUUUAAAUGGUGUAUUCAAGCGAGACUCGGAUACAAGAAGCAGGCGCACCACGAUACCCUUGUUGCCAAGGACACCUAUGUUGCCAUGUACCAGUACAUGAAAGAGAAAUACGCGCAAUCCCUCGUAAGUAACUGGACAGAGAAAACCGAUCCACAAAAGUUUGUCUUUGAAGAUAUCGCGAUUGCCAGUUAUUUGAUCUGCCUUUGGAAAGAGGAAGAAGCACGAACUCACAGAAAACCGACUUUUGUUGAUCUGGGCUGUGGCAACGGACUUUUAACUCAUUUGUUGAUCAGCCAAGGUUUUAGCGGUUACGGUGUCGAUAUCGCUUCACGAAAAAUUUGGAAAAACUUAUGCCGCGGCCAUGCCGACAGUCUCAGAGUGGAAACACUUUAUCCUGCCCAGGCAAGUUAUCCUACCGUGGAUUGGAUUAUUGGUAACCAUGCGGAUGAGCUGGUACCAUGGAUUCCCAUCAUUGCAGCGAAAUCAGGAGAACAUUGCAAGUUUUUGGUCAUCCCUUGCUGUUUCUAUGGUUUGGAUGGGACACGAAGAUUACCACUUCGAGCGACGGCGGAAGGAGGAAAAUACAGGGCUUACACCCACUAUAUCAAGGACAUUGCUUCGCAGUGCGGAUACCAAUGUGAACAAGAUUAUCUUCGCAUUCCCAGUACCAAAAAUAUCGCCUUGGUUGGUCGACAACGCUCCUCACCGGUAGACAUGGCGACACUGAAACAGCUGGAAGAAACCGGGCGUUCAUUUGUUCCUCGAAAAACCGACCGAGAAAAGGAUGAACGGCGACGGGAGUUGAAGCGGUCAAAAAUAGAAAAAAAGGCCUGAGUGACACAAGACAGAAAAAAAAAAAAAAGGUUUUGAUGACAAUAGCAGAUCUUAAACUGAGAGUGAAAAAAAAGGAGUUCAUAUAUUUUUUUUUUGGCCGGUCUGAUGAGUGUUUUGGCUGUGUAAGCUUUUCUUUUAUAGUUCAAG